AACAACAACAAGGCGGUCUGCUUCUCCUGCAGGUGGUGAUGUGUAGUAAACUUCUGUCUCGGACACGUCAGGUCCCGCUCUCGGUGGUGCUCCUUCGUAGCAGGCCUCCAAUGAGCGCGAGGAAGUGAGCUCUCACAGCGCGGAGACGCUCGUCCUCCCCCGGCCAGCGAGCGCAGCCAUGGCCGCGUCCCUCGUCCGAGCCUGCCGCAGUCUGGCGCUCUCGACGUGGCUGCUGUCCUUCUGCUUCGUGCACUUGCUGUGUCUGGACUUGACGGUGGCGGAGAAGGAGGAGUGGUACACGGCGUUCGUCAGCAUCACCUACAUGGACAUGCUGACGAUGCAGGAGCGGACGGAGAGGAGCGAGUGCGGCCGCUACGGCGAGCACUCGCCGAAGAAGGAAGCCCGCGGCCGGCUGCUGAUGCCCGGCGUCCCGCAGGACCGACAGGUGUGCGACCCGACCACCAAGUUCCCCGGUGCGGCCGCCAACAGCUCGUGGGUGGCGCUGGUGGCGGCGGGCAACUGCACGUUCAAGGAGAAGAUCCGGAACGUUGCCAACUUAAACGCCACUGCGGUGAUGAUCUAUAACGUGGGUUACAGUGGCGUCAACGACACCAUCACCAUGCCUCACCCCGGGCUUUUCACCCCACACCAUAUGGUCAAUAAAACUCUAAAUCUGCAAGGCAGGGGUACUGGCGACAUCGUGGCCGUCAUGAUCCCAGAGUCGAAAGGCCAGCAGAUCGCUUCUCUGCUGGACAAGCAGGUGGUGGUCUUCACCCACAUCACAGUGGGAACCCGCAACCUGCAGAAGUACGUGAGCCGCACGUCGGUGGUGUUCGUCUCCAUCUCCUUCAUCGUCCUCAUGAUCGUCUCUCUCGCUUGGCUCGUCUUCUACUACAUCCAGAGAUUCCGCUACGCAAACGCCAGAGAUCGCAACCAGAGACGAUUGGGGGACGCUGCCAAAAAAGCCAUGAGCAAGCUUCAGUUGCGAACUGUGAAAAAAGGAGAUAAGGAGACGGAGUCGGAUUUCGACAAUUGUGCCGUCUGUAUCGAAGGCUACAAACCUCAUGACGUCGUGAGGAUAUUACCGUGCAAGCAUAUUUUCCACAAGCACUGUGUGGACCCCUGGCUGCUGGACCACCGCACGUGUCCCAUGUGUAAGAUGAACAUACUCAAAGCGCUGGGAAUACCAUUCAACACAGACUGCUCCAAUGACCCACCUCUGGACUACGAGAUGUCUCUCGGGGGUCCAGCCACCAAUCCCAUCAGCGGCGCCAGUGACAUCACCGUGAACGAGAGCUCCAUGGCGUUGGAUCCCUUGGACCGAGGCGCGGGUCACCAGCCGGUCUAUCUGAAUGCUGAGAUGAUGCCUCAGGCUGCAGGGCGUUACAUGGUCACCAGCGACGAGCACCUGGUGCCGCACAGCAGCGAUUCAGAACCAUCUCAGAUCACCGCAGGAGGAAUGUGUGCCUCGGACUUGGACCUGUCCACAGACCCGGAAUUCGACGACCUCAGUCCGAGGCAAGACAUGACAAACAGAAUCCUUCCAGGUAAAGAGUAGCACCCUCAAACACUGGGACCCCAAAGACUCCACACAGCUGCAUCCAGAAUCCCUGGAACACACAUCCUUCUUUCAUCCAAAAGUGACGGUUGAUUGUUCUGUCGUAACAAUGCUUUUGUUUCUUCGUGUCUGAGAAGUUCAGCGGUCGAUGGGGUCACAGAACCCCCGAGUUUGAUUUGUCACUGUUCCAUUUCCUCUUCUAGAAGCUCUCAAAGCGACACACAUUCCUCUUUCUCACGUUUGACAAUCGUGUUUCUAACUAUAAUAUGCACAAGUGAUGUCAGCCACAGCCCCUCGACACUGCUGCUGAUACCCAAAUGUGUCACUCACACUUCCACCGGACAUUUUCACACCAGCUUCUGCCCUUGGAAUGACAGAAGUCAGUGCGGUGUAGUGAGCCUCCGUGCCAAACGUAUUAAUAGAGUUGUGAUUCUUUGCCUUUCCACCGUUCAGUAGUGGCUCAGCAAAGGCUGCUUAAGCACCAGCGACUCGAAGCGGAUCACUCAUGAUUAUGUGAAUUAGGUGAUGUGAAAAUAAAACCAGUUUCUGCUGCAAUAAUCUAUUCACUGUAGGUUUUAUUUCAAGCCAAAACAGUUGUAUUCUAUUACAAUCUGAAGGGAAACAUCACACGUUUAUGAUUUAUGUUUGAAAUCGUCUCUGAUUUGUACGUUUGACCCAUAAACAAUAACAAAUAAAGUGCUAAUGUAGCGCCCUUUUUACUUAAAAUAAAUGAUCAUUUCAUCGAUUAUUCAAUUGAAGUUCAUAUUAAUAGCCACCAGCACUGUUUUUUUUAUGCUGUCAUCAUUAGUGAACCAUUCCAGAGGUGUAAAUUAUGAAGCAGCUUUCAUGCAGGUGUUCUCCAGAGACGACAGACCCAUGUUGUCACUUUGAUAUUGAAAUGUAGCCUGUAACCGAGGGUUGCUCCGGUUCAUGUGCUGUGAUCAGGUUGAACCAAGAAAGAUUCUGA
Molecule: messenger RNA, 2525 nt
Organism: Synchiropus splendidus (mandarinfish)
Lineage: Eukaryota; Metazoa; Chordata; Actinopteri; Syngnathiformes; Callionymidae
Gene: rnf150a
Product: ring finger protein 150a
Exons: 8
Coding region: 179-1558 (459 amino acids)
Source: RefSeq, a predicted model, not a curated record